GAACGAGUGCUCAGCUGCCUGGGCCYGUGCUCUCAUUUCGGUUUGAAACCUCGCCUUUACAUCAGAUGAGAUUUCUCUUUGGAGAGAGACAAAGUGCUCCUGCUUCUGAGGACGCUGUAAUUAUCUUUGACAGACUGCCUAUGGAAUGCCUCCGGCAAAUCCUGGAAGGGGGCAGCAGUGUGGAAGAUYUGCUGUGAUAUAAUGGGGUCUGUCUUGAAGGCACUGAGUUUAUCAUCCUUGAGUGGAUGCCCUUUGGUAGGCAAGAUUUUGGGGGACAGAGACCUGAAAACGAGUUUCCAGGAUGGAUAUUCAUUCUUCUUUGCUCAAAUUCUAACAAAAGCCACAAAUGAGUUGAAGUGGGCUAUCAGCUUAAAUUUUUGAGAGAGAAUGUUCCUCUUUACCACCAUCAUAAGAGGAAGAAUGGUUUUUUUGUGUGUGGAAUAUUAAGGCUUUGCUAAAACAAUAAAGCUUUGUUUUUCAUAUUCAAGAUUCUCAUUUUACAUAUGGAUAAUGAGAUAACUUUAGAGUAUAGCCUUGACAACCUGUCAGCACUUCAUGUAUGUCUCCAUUCUUUGGGCCCUCCACGAAGCUCCUAGUCAUUGUGAUUUCGUGGCAACUGAAGGCAGCACCUACACCAGAAGAAUUUUCAUCAUUAAUUCCUAAAGACAUUUCCCCCCCACUUCCCUCGUGCAAGAAAAGUCAUAUAUCUGCUUGUAAGUAUUAAACUACUCAUGUUAAAGCUGGAUUUAAGUCUGUGGUCUCAUCUGUAAGUAUGGAGUAUUGCAUCUAGUGAUGAGCUUCUUGGGUUCCCAAUGUGCCUCUCAUUCUAGCUGGGGCAGCUGCAGCUUCACUACGUGGCCUUCAGAAGCCCAUGGCCAGGGCUCUCUUCCCKCUUUGAGAAAGAUGGAUCCCAUGAGAUGCCAUCACGCCUGGUGCCAUGUAAGGCUUCCUCUUGCCAAAGAACCCAAAGCUGUGGUGAUGACACCAGCCACGGAUACGCGUGUUGAUGGACUGUAUCCUCCUGUUUCUUUCUAUAUUGCCAGCACGGGGAAGAAUGGAAGAGAAUACGACCUACACACCUGAGUUCCUGAUCUUCUGCCCCAAUUCCCUAAAGUCCCUUUUGAUAGCCCUUAGGCGACACAUUGCUGCUGCUUCUCCUAAGAUAUGGAGAGGUUAUGUGAAAAGGAGCAAAUAGGAAGGAAAAUGGCUCCUGUUACAGUCAGUGAGAGCGGAAGCGUCAAGAGAACUAUYGUUAAUCUUGAAUCAACACUUAUUAAAAAGCUACAGCUUUUUGCUGAAUGUGUCCAAGAAGACCUCAACUGCUUCCCUUAAUAUAACUUCUGGCGUGGAAAAUUUCUCCAUGUUCCCUUGAGAUACCUACAGAAAGGACAGCUUUGUGCUCUGUGUGAACACAGUGAACAGAACUGCUCGUCCAACGUGUUGGAAAAGACACUGGACCUGAUUUGUCACCUCUCUGUGUGGGACUGUUGCUGGACCCUGUUUUUGGUCCCCUGCUCCAUCCUCAAGUGCUGUGAGACUGUCCUGAUGAAGUGAGCAAUAAGGAGCAUUAUUCUGUCACUGUGCAGGCCCUGGCUAAGGCCCUCAGCAAGGUAUGGAGACACCUGAGCAGAGCUGUGCUGUUUGACAACAACAUCUUCAAACAUAAGCAGCCAGAAAUGACGUCCACCCCUCGUCCAGCAUCAGAGAAUAAGAACUUCAGAGGAAGGAAUGCAACUUCAUAAAUAGCAAACCACAGACACUAAUGGGGAGCAGAAGCAAACCUGCAGGUUAAAAAUUCAUCGCAAGAGAAGCCCGGGCAUCCAGACUGCUUGUAGAUGCAAAGAUGCCUUCAGCUCUAGCCUUAGUUUUUCUCCUUUGCCUCUCUUGUCCUUUUUCAUCAUGCCAGCAGAGAAGAGCAGGAGUUGAAGUUGGCCCUGAAAUGCUGGAGGAGAUGAGACAAACGAACCGGGUGCUGAUGGAAGUGCGAGACUUGUUAAAGCAGCAGAUUAAGGAGAUAACAUUCCUGAAGAACACGGUCAUGGAGUGCGAUGCCUGUGGUAUGCACACCGAGGUGACAGGCCCGGUCAUCACCGUGACACAGUUCAACAGAUGUGUCCCCAAUCCCUGCUUCCCCGGAGUGGCCUGCACCGAGACUGCCACUGGCUUCCGCUGCGGACCCUGUCCCCCSGGUUAUUCCGGCAACGGCUCCCAGUGCACAGAUAUCAACGAGUGCAGUGCAAACCCCUGCUUCCCGAAGGUCCAGUGCAUUAACACCGUGCCCGGCUUCCACUGUGAUCCCUGCCCUCCUGGCUUCACUGGGCAAGCGGUCGAAGGGGUUGGACUCGCUUAUGCAAGGGCCAACAAACAGGUUUGCACUGACAUCAAUGAAUGUGAGACAGGAGCUGCCAGAAAUUGUGUCCCAAACUCCAUCUGCAUCAAUACACGGGGUUCCUACAAGUGUGGAGCUUGUAAACCCGGCUUUGUUGGGGACCAAACGACAGGGUGCAAGAGCCAGACAGCCAGACGCUGCCCCAACGGAGAAGCCAGCCCGUGCCACGAGAAGGCACGGUGCGUCGUGGAGCGCGAUGGCUCCAUCUCCUGCGUGUGCCUCGUGGGGUGGGCAGGGAACGGCUACAUCUGCGGGAAGGACACGGACAUUGACGGAGUCCCCGAUGAAAAGCUGCGCUGCGCUGACAAGAAGUGCCGCAAGGAUAACUGCGUGACUGUCCCCAACUCUGGCCAGGAAGAUGCAGAUAGGGAUGGGAUUGGAGAUGCUUGUGAUGACGAUGCUGAUGGAGACGGGAUCUUAAAUGCUGAGGACAACUGCGUGUACACGCGCAAUGCAGACCAGCGCAACGCGGACAAGGAUAACUUCGGGGACGCCUGCGACAACUGCCGCCUCGUGAAGAACGACGAUCAGCGGGACAUCGACGGCGACGGCAAAGGAGACGAGUGCGACGAUGACAUGGACGGUGACGGAAUCAAAAACCCAAAAGACAACUGCAAAAAGGUCCCUAAUCCAGAUCAAAAAGAUGGUGAUGGAGAUGGAGUAGGCGACGUGUGCGACAGCUGCCCCACAGUUAGCAACCCAGACCAGAAAGAUGCUGAUCAUGAUCUAGUGGGAGAUGUCUGUGAUACCAACCAAGACAGUGAUGGGGAUGGGCACCAAGACACCCGGGACAACUGCCCCUCAGUGCCUAACAGCUCCCAGCUGGACUCGGACAACGACGGGCUAGGGGAUGAAUGCGAUGACGAUGAUGACGAUGACGGGAUUCCAGAUGAGAAACCGCCAGGACCGGACAACUGUCGCCUUGUCCCUAACCCCGGCCAAGAAGACUCAGACAGUGACGGUGUGGGAGACCUUUGUGAAGAGGACUUCGACAGGGACAUGGUGAUUGACAGAAUUGAUGUGUGCCCAGAGAAUGCAGAAGUGACACUAACAGACUUCAGGGCUUUCCAGACGGUUGUUUUGGACCCUGAGGGUGAUGCACAGAUUGACCCCAACUGGAUUGUCCUCAACCAGGGCAUGGAAAUAGUUCAAACSAUGAACAGUGAUCCUGGUCUGGCUGUAGGUUACACGGCCUUCAACGGAGUGGACUUCGAGGGCACCUUCCACGUGAACACGGCCACAGACGACGAUUACGCCGGCUUCAUAUUCGGCUACCAGGACAGUUCCAGCUUCUACGUGGUCAUGUGGAAGCAGAUGGAACAGACCUACUGGCAGGCAAACCCCUUCCGAGCAGUCGCAGAGCCUGGAAUCCAGCUGAAGGCAGUGAAAUCCAAGACAGGCCCCGGUGAGUAUCUCCGCAAUUCCCUGUGGCACACGGGAGACACCACGGACCAGGUGAAGCUGCUCUGGAAAGACCCGCGCAAUUCCGGCUGGAAGGACAAGACUUCCUAUCGCUGGUUCCUGCAGCAUCGGCCUCAAGUUGGGUACAUCAGAGCUCGCUUCUACGAAGGCCCUGAGGUAGUAGCAGACACUGGAGUGGUCCUUGAUACGACCAUGCGAGGAGGGCGGCUCGGAGUCUUCUGCUUCUCCCAGGAGAACAUCAUCUGGUCGAACCUGCGUUACCGCUGCAAUGAUACUAUUCCAGAAGAUUAUGAAACAUAUAGAGUUCAGCAAGACGAACCUCUGCCUUAAAUGUCUGUCCAACAACACUUGCUUCUUUUUUUAUUAAAAGAAAAAAAGUGCUUUUUUUAAGGRAAAAAAGUGCUCAGCUGCCCCACUAUUGCCUCUGGUAUACUGUAUAAAGAACUGUAAGUAACGUACCACUGCACCCUGCACAUUCACUGCAUUACCUGGCAUCUUUCCUAAAGCAGCAACCUCCUUUAAACGCUAUGAAAACCAAGUGCAAUUGCAGAGGUGUAGACACCGAGUGUAAAUAGACGCCUAUGC
Messenger RNA from Nothoprocta perdicaria, 4396 nucleotides. RefSeq names its product cartilage oligomeric matrix protein (gene COMP). The record is from RefSeq and is a predicted model, not a curated record. Gene Ontology annotation, molecular function: calcium ion binding. Lineage: Eukaryota; Metazoa; Chordata; Aves; Tinamiformes; Tinamidae. The coding region runs from base 1844 to 4141 and encodes 765 amino acids. Gene Ontology annotation, cellular component: extracellular region. The transcript is spliced from 23 exons. Gene Ontology annotation, biological process: cell adhesion.